AAACCGGAUUUGCCUGGGUCGCUGGCCAAUAGAGAGCGCCGCAGCAUUCCGCCGUUGGCGUUGAACGUAGGCCUAGUGGCGUUUGCGUUUUGACCGGCGAGCUGCAGUUCGUGUAGUGUCUUUUGUUGUUUCGUUGCCAGCUCGGACGUUCGACGCUUUCUUCGUGGACCUGUUUUUGCAUGGCGCGUGUGCCUUGUCAUUAGCGCGUGCCACCCGUCGUCUUCGUCGGCUUCACUUGCGGCGGCGUGUGCCGCCCUUACACCGGCGCUUCGUUCGGCGCGCAACGCUACUUUAUCCCGGGGCGCCCCCACCACCAAUGGAACAAACCGGCAAGAGGUCCGACAAGAAGCGAACGCACAAGGACGGCACCCCGGCCGAACCGGAGGAGUUCAUCGUCGAGAAGAUACUCGAACGACGCGUGAGGCAGGGCAAAGUCGAAUACCUGCUCAAGUGGAAAGGCUACGGUGACAGCGAGAACACCUGGGAGCCCGAGGAGAACCUCGACUGCCCGGGCCUGAUCGCGCAGUUCGAAGAGAAGCGCAAGCAGAAGGCCGAGUCUCAGCAGCAGCAGUCGGCGACCAAGAUGAAGGACGACGCCGACGCGCCGAGCCGCAAGAAGAAAAAACAGGACGGCGGGGACGCAAAACCACGUGGGUUUGACCGGGGCCUGGACCCGGACCGAAUCAUCGGCGCUACGGAUUCGUCCGGAGAGCUGAUGUUCCUCAUCAAGUGGAAGGACUGCGACGAGGCGGACAUCGUGCCUGCGAGGGUGGCGAACGUGCGCUGCCCGCAGGUGGUCAUUCGGUUCUACGAGGAACGUCUCACUUGGGACACUUGUGGCGGCCGCGACGAGGAGGCGUCCGAGAAAGCGGCCAAGGCUUAGCGAGCUCGCCCCGCCAACAACCGCUCUUGCGUCCAGCGUACCGUUUUUCUUUUUUGAAACGACCUGGACGGUGGCUCUUCCGGAACAAUCCGUACCUCCCAACUCCUCUUUUCGCAGUUAUUUUUUCCCCCCGCCAUUUGAUUGCGUUCACCAGCGAUAUGGCGUGUUUGUGUGUGUUCGUGCUGCUUUUUUUAAGCCUUUUUUUUUUUCUCAACCUGAGGUGCCGGAGACGCUGUGUGAAGAAAAAAAGAUGAUUUUUUCUGCGCCGUAACCACGGCCGGCAAGAAAGUGUUUUUUUUUUUUUGGUUUGUAAAUCAUUGGUUAUCUCAUAAAUUGUAACAUCAUGACCUUCGCUCGCCGUAUGUGGCGGCAGUAAUCUUUGCUUUGUUGUGCUUUCUUCUAGCCGUCAAAUUGCAGCGCAGGCAUCCGAUCAUGUUUAGUAAUCUUUGCUUUGUUGUGCUUUCUUCUAGCCGUCAAAUUGCAGCGCAGGCAUCCGAUCAUGUUCACUUUUUUUUUUUUUUUUUCACUUGCUGUGCUGCCCACGUUGUUGCAACCGCUAAAUAUCUCUUGUGUUGUCCUGGCAUAUAAAAGAAAGUGCGCCAGCUUUUUCGGUCGCCAUUCAUCCUAUGUCAUAAAAAAAAAAAAAACGCAUUUCACCAAUUUUUUUUUUUACAGCAACGAAACAUUGUUCCGUUAGCGCUUCGAGAUGACUGUUUUCUAGGCUGCAGCAGCUAGUGGCUUUUUUUUUUUUUUUUUUCCUGUCCCCGCUGUUUAUUUUUGGUUUGAGUCGUUCGUUGCGGUUUCUGUAAUUGUAUAAAACAGGAGAUCAUUAAAGAAUUCUUUCAUCAACAAGUUCCUUGGGCAAAGGACAGCGUUCCAACCUUUCCAUUUUCUAGGCAUGUCAGCAUUGACAGCUGUCAAAUGUGUGCCAGCUGUUGGUGGCAACAUUGCUAAAGCUGCAUAUUUCUGGUCGCUUCUGCCGCUGUUUCUGAUCGCAGCAGUUUUGCAUGACGCGGUUGUUAAGGCACCUGUGGGGUCACUUUGUUCUCAGGAAACCAUCACUGGGCCUUGUUUAAAUUUAUAAAGUGUUUCGUAAUGGUAUGACACCAGCAAUAAUAUAAGGUAGGCGAGCAUGCAGGUUGUCUCUGUGGCACUUGCAAUGGAAUUGCAUUGUAGAUUUAUGGUUGGGGUUGGUUAGUUGAAGUUCCAUUGAUUUGUUUUGACAGAUAGCCGACUCAUGCAUGAGGAGGUGCCACAUUUAUUUGUAGAUUAGAAAAGCAGUUAUAUGUUAAUGCCAUGAAAGCAUAGGUAUAACUUUUUUCUAAAGUAUACACCAUUGAAGUGAUACAUUCUAAGGCUUAUCUUAUGUGUGUCUGUCACCCUAGCUUGUCACAUUACUUGUCCUACCCAACUGCAUCAUGAGAAAUGAAGAUGUAUGCUCAAUUUUCCGUCAAAUUUUGAAUCAAGACCCAGAUGUUGCGUGGGAAAUGCAGCAUUUUUUCAUGCUGCGUCCGUGAUGUGCUCUUUUGCCAUCAUUCGGAUUUUAAUCACCAUUGGAGUGCCGCACUUAGGCAAAAACCAUUGCGUGUGGUAGCAAGACAGUAGGAAACUGCGUCAUGAUUUAUUCACGUUUCAUGUGUAAUUUGUUCGUUACAUUCGCAUUUAAGUCUUAGAGGUGUGAGAGUGCUUGGGUUCAUUCACGGCUUUUUGCCAUGCUACAGGAAAUAAACUAAUUAAAAAUG
Dermacentor silvarum is the source of this 2625-nucleotide messenger RNA. RefSeq names its product chromobox protein homolog 3. The coding region runs from base 317 to 883 and encodes 188 amino acids. Gene Ontology annotation, cellular component: pericentric heterochromatin; nucleus. Gene Ontology annotation, molecular function: chromatin binding. Lineage: Eukaryota; Metazoa; Arthropoda; Arachnida; Ixodida; Ixodidae. The record is from RefSeq and is a predicted model, not a curated record. The transcript has a single exon. Gene Ontology annotation, biological process: chromatin organization; negative regulation of transcription by RNA polymerase II.